Molecule: messenger RNA, 906 nt
Organism: Glycine soja
Lineage: Eukaryota; Viridiplantae; Streptophyta; Magnoliopsida; Fabales; Fabaceae
Exons: 4
Coding region: 1-906 (301 amino acids)
Biological process (GO): meristem maintenance; meristem development
Source: RefSeq, a predicted model, not a curated record
AUGGGCCACAUUAGGUGCAGUUACUGUAUGGCUGUUGCUAGGAACCUUAGGAUAGAUGACAUUAAUGGCUGGAGGUUGAAGACGAAGGUUCUUCCGCGAGAAGAACCUUCUUCCGCGCAUAGGAAAGGGGCUUCUGGGAAUUCCCGCGGAAGAAGUGUGGAAGGUCGUGCGUUAGGAGCUGGUAAAGGUAGAGGCAUUAGUGAGGAUACGCAUGAGGCUGAUGUUCCUCUGUGUCGCAGACCUACUGCUUCAGCACGUAGGCAACAGGUUCGUCUGCGUGAGGACGUGACAGAGAGACCUGAGGAUGUGCCUCAGUUGCAUGAGGAUGUUCCUCAUGUGUCUGAUGCCACCCCAGAGAUGACAGGCGCCGCUGAUGCUGUUCAAACCGAAGGAGUGGCUACUGAUGGGAGCUUGGGGUCACCUGCUGCAGAUGAAGGUUUCCCCGGUGGACCACGCGACCCAUCGAUUUUGACCGAUUUUGCUGAGCAUGAACAACCCGAUCUGAAGUUGGUCUCCCACGGUAGAAAAGUAGAUAAAAUUGGGAGACCAGCGCCUGAGAUCGAAGGGUUGGUUGCUGGCACCGGAUUAAGUCCACUGAUCAGGUGUUCUGUUAUCACCACUGAUCCUGGACUCAUAUCCGCCUUCAUCGAGAGGUGGCAUCGCGAGACUAGCACGUUCCACCUGCCAGUAGGCGAGUUGACGAUCACGUUGGAUGACGUGGCGUCACUCCUACACCUUCCCAUCACUGGCGUGUUGCAUACGUUCGAGCCGCUUGUUACUUCAGACACCAUUUGUCUAUUGACGGAGCUUCUUGAGGUCAGUCAUGAGGAGGCUACAUUUGAGACCCGGCAGGCUGGUGGGCCUCAUGUCCGGUUGGGGUGGCUUCGAGACUUGUAUCAGAGCUAG